UCUAGCGGAUCAAACGGGUCACCUCCCACUUCCGGCGGGGUCAGAGGUCACCAAACAGAAAACAUGGCGGCUCCCAGUAAAGCAACCUACGUGUUGAAGGCUGUGAAGAAAAUAGCGAUCCAGUUUUGUCCCUUCGAGCCCAAUAUCCGUUCCACACGUGAGUUCCUGGCCGUGGUGGCCUCAGAGAAGGUCCGGUCUACCAACAUGAACUGUGAGGUGAUACCCGUGGUGAAACACGACAAGUCUGAACCUGUAGUGGAUAUUACUUAUGUGGAUGGACAGAGGCUCGUCAUGAAGGGAGCAAAGUUGACCAGCCGCGAGAUGCUGAGCGCGUUUCAGUCACUCUGCAAAGCCAAGGACCCACAGGCAAAAUCUGCAGCGAAAAACUGACCCUGUUCCUGUCUAAUGCUCAAUCUAUUUGUAUUUAUCUGUGUAUAUUGUUGGACCUGUACAAUAAAUCUGUUUCACUGAA
This is a messenger RNA of Mugil cephalus (flathead mullet), 472 nucleotides long. It is a transcript of the gene mrpl53, whose product is annotated as mitochondrial ribosomal protein L53. Bases 64 to 390 code for a protein of 108 amino acids. Gene Ontology annotation, cellular component: mitochondrial large ribosomal subunit. Lineage: Eukaryota; Metazoa; Chordata; Actinopteri; Mugiliformes; Mugilidae. The transcript is spliced from 3 exons. The record is from RefSeq and is a predicted model, not a curated record.